Hibiscus syriacus is the source of this 796-nucleotide messenger RNA. Its product is annotated as auxin-repressed 12.5 kDa protein-like. Lineage: Eukaryota; Viridiplantae; Streptophyta; Magnoliopsida; Malvales; Malvaceae. The transcript is spliced from 4 exons. The record is from RefSeq and is a predicted model, not a curated record. Bases 55 to 444 code for a protein of 129 amino acids.
AAAUAGAUCCCAACCCAUCAAAAACAUCUCCGACAAGAGCAAAAAGGGAAGAAAAUGGUUCUGCUAGAUAAAAUGUGGGACGAUGUUCUAGCCGGGCCUCAACCUGAGCGUGGUCUCGGCAGGCUUAGGAAGAUCACCACCCAGCCCUUGUCCAUCAAAGAUGAAGGAGAAGGAAAGAGGUUCCAGAGGUCGUUGUCGAUGCCAAUGAGUCCAGGGGCACCGCCGACACCCGUGACACCGACGACUCCGACGCCGCGUAAGGAGAACGUGUGGAGGAGCGUCUUCCAUCCUGGGAGCAACCUCGCUACUAAAAGUAUUGGCGCUGAUAUGUUCGACCGGCCACAACCUAACUCUCCUACCGUCUAUGACUGCAACCAAACGGAGGCCCAGAGACAGAGAAGGAAGGAAAACUUGGCUCUUUGUUUGGUCGCUGCGUGGAAAUAAUUCCUUUUGAUCAGUAUACACACUUGUAUAUGGCUUUACAGUGGGGAGACCAGGAGCAAGCAUCGCUGAGUGGGUGGCGACUCAUGGCCGGCCGGCUAGCAGGCUGCUCUCGUGAACCACGGUUGCAUGUAAAUAGUGUCUUUUCUUUUUAAAUCUCACUGUGCUAACGGUGCCUGUUUUAAUGUUAGUUUGAUCAUGUCUCGAGUUUCUGUAAUAGGUGUUUUAACAGCGAUGACCAAGGGUGUGCUAGCCCACGGUGGUUAACGGAUGUUUUGUCAUCCGAUAUCCGACCGUGAGCGGCAGCUGUAUUACUUAAAUAAACAAAGAAAUGUAAUGGGGGUUUUGUAAUGGU